CACAGGCACCGGAAGUAGCCGCCCAGCUUUGCUCCAGCGCUGUGAGUACAAACUCUCCGGCCUGGGCAACCCGCGGUCAGUAAACCACUAGGAGUCUGACCUCAUGGAGGCAGGACGCCCUCUCUCGAGGCGGGGAAAUUUGUGGUGGUUGGAGGUGGCAUCGCGGGUGUCACCGGUGCUAAGCAGAGGUACGGCCUACGUAAUUGACCAAUGAAAAGAUAUACAGCUGCGAUUUCAUGGUCGGUGCUACAGAAGUUACUCCAAAUAUAGAACCUUUUCUCUGUGGCAACAAUUUUGAUCUAGGCGAAGAUGGUGGCCUGAAAGUGGAUGAUCACAUGCACACGUCUCUCUCUGAUAUCUAUGCUGCAGGUGACAUCUGCACUGCGUCAUGGCAGCCCAGCCCAAUGUGGCAGCAGAUGAGACUGUGGACCCAGGCUAGACAGAUGGGGUGGUACGCAGCCAAGUGCAUGGCUGCAGCUACUUUAGGAUACUCUAUUGACAUGGACUUCAGCUUUGAACUUUUUGCUCAUGUAACAUUUUUCAACUAUAAGGUUGUACUACCAGGAAAAUACCAUACAUGGGGCUGAGGUUCAGAUCAUGAAUUAAUGCUGAGAUGUACCAAAGGA
Messenger RNA from Herpailurus yagouaroundi (jaguarundi), 626 nucleotides. RefSeq names its product pyridine nucleotide-disulphide oxidoreductase domain 1 (gene PYROXD1). NCBI's taxonomy places the organism in Eukaryota, Metazoa, Chordata, Mammalia, Carnivora, Felidae. Gene Ontology annotation, molecular function: oxidoreductase activity. The transcript is spliced from 5 exons. The record is from RefSeq and is a predicted model, not a curated record. The coding region runs from base 237 to 587 and encodes 116 amino acids.